Aureobasidium vineae is the source of this 1611-nucleotide messenger RNA. NCBI's taxonomy places the organism in Eukaryota, Fungi, Ascomycota, Dothideomycetes, Dothideales, Saccotheciaceae. The record is from the annotation of a GenBank genome assembly.
AUGCUAGCAUCUGGCCUUUUCGCAUCUGCUAUAGCAUUCUUUUCUCCUCUGGCUUCUGCCGCAUUCGGUCUUACCAGCGAUGGCAAUAGCUUUGUCGUCGAUGCUGGCUCGUACAACUCGCUCGUCGUGACUGUCGACAGAAAGAGUUGCGACAUUACCUCCGUUCUCUAUCGUGGCGAAGAGCUGCAAUACAAAAGUAAAGGCUCCCAUAUCAGCUCAGGCCUUGGAUCCGCAACUGUAUCUGGAGAGGUUGCCGCCAGCCAAUAUGCAAAGAUUACUUGCAAGACCUCCACUUUGACCCACUACAUAGUCAUCAGGAGUGGUGAUAGUUCUAUCCAUAUGGCAACCCACACCACUGCAGAGCCCACCAUUGGCGAACUUCGGUUCAUUGCUCGUCUCAACUCCAAAACACUGCCACUGGAAUAUCCGUUCGGAGCCGCUUCAACUAUCGCUGGCAGUACCUCCGCUGUCGAGGGCUCUGACGUUUAUCUCGUCAAUGGCGAGACCCGAAGCAAGUUCUACUCGAGUCAGCGCUUCAUUGAUGACAAGGUUCAUUGUGUCUACCGCGAUGGCUCUGAUCCUAUUCACGCUUGUAUGGUUCUGCAAGAUCCUGCAUACGAGGCUUCAAGUGGUGGACCUUUCCACAGAGACAUCAACUCCAACAACGUUGGUGACUACACAGGCCUUUACUUCUAUAUGAACUCUGGUCAUGUGCAGACUGAGCCUUUUCGCCAAGGCCCCCAUGGUCCUUAUACGAUCGCGUUUAGUCGCUCUGGUAUACCCGCUGCUAGCCAGGCUGACACAUCCUUCUUUUCAAGCUUGGGCGUCACAGGCUACGUAGCUGAUUCCGGUCGUGGUCAUGUCUCCGGUACGGCUUCUGGUAUUGGGGGCUCCUUCCAAAAAGUCAUCCACUGGCACAACACAAACAACCAGUACUGGGAAUAUGCCGAUUCCUCUGGCAAGUUUACAUCUCCAGCCAUGCGACCCGGAACAUAUACUAUGAUCUUGUAUCAGACUGAGUUCAAGGUGGCCGAGACUAGCGUGACUGUGACUGCCGGUUCCACGGCAAGCAAGAACAUUGCAUCUGGAGUAGCUACGCGCAAGACUAUCUGGGCAAUUGGUGACUGGGAUGGUCAACCUACUGGUUUUCGCAAUGCUGAUAAGCAACUCCGCAUGCAUCCAUCGGAUAAGAGGAUGUCCAGCUGGGGCCCGCUUACUUAUACACUCGGAACCAGCAAACUGACCGACGUUCCCAUGGCGCUGUGGAAAGGUGUCAAUGAUCCACUGACAAUCAAGUUCACGCUGUCGGCAGCUCAGGCUGGUGCUGCAACCCUGCGCAUUGGAACCACAUUAAGCUUUGCAGGUGCCAGACCUCAGGCCAAAAUCAACAACUACAGUGCCGCUGUUCCUGCUGCCCCUACAAAGCUCGACUCUCGCGGAGUUACCAGAGGAGCAUAUCGCGGCUAUGGUGAAGUUUACGAUGUCAAGAUUCCUGCUGGUACUCUGGUUGCGGGAGCAAACACCAUUACCAUUACUGUCGCAUCAGGUUCGAGUGGUGCCAUGUACUUGGCCCCAAACAUUAUUCUGGACGCCAUCGAACUCUUCCAGUAA